Messenger RNA from Myotis daubentonii (Daubenton's bat), 1393 nucleotides. RefSeq lists its product as uncharacterized. Gene Ontology annotation, cellular component: nucleus. The record is from RefSeq and is a predicted model, not a curated record. Lineage: Eukaryota; Metazoa; Chordata; Mammalia; Chiroptera; Vespertilionidae. Gene Ontology annotation, molecular function: DNA binding.
ACAGGCUCCAACUCCAGCCAAGGGCGUUACAAUAACUUCUAAACAGCGGACAUCUAUCCAUGAAAAUAUGGAGAAGCUGCUAAUGGUGUGGUUAACGGAGAAGCAGCUCGCAGGAGAUACCGUGACGAAGGCUACAAUCUGCGAGAAGGCACGAGCUAUUUAUGCUGAUUUGCUGCAGCAGACCCCAGGCACUUCAAUGGACGAGGCACUGGGCGAGCCGUUUAAAGCCAGUCGGGACUGGUUCAAAAAUUUUAAAAAGAGGACCGGCAUUCACUCCGUUGUCAGACAUGGUGAGGCAGCGAGCACGGAUAUAAAGGCAGGUGACAUCAACGAGCUCAUCGAGGAGCACUCCGAGGAACUGACAACGCAGGAGCUAAAGGAGCUACAGACGCAGCAGCACACGGAGGUUUUGCAGGAAAUAAAUGACAUGGAGGAGGAGGAGGUUAUCUCUGUAAGUGAGAUAAAGGAAAUGUUGGGAAUGUGGGAGAAACUUUCAGACUUUAUUCAAAAGAAACACCCAGAAAAAAUUGCAACUGGGCGUGCGAUGGAGCUAUUUAUUGACACUUGCCUAACUCAUUUCAGAAAUAUUCUGAAAGGGAAGAUGAAACAGAUCUCAUUGGACAGGUUUUUAUCGAAAACUCCUGUAGAUAAAAGUGAUGAAAGCGUGGUGAAAGGGCAAAAAUCAGCAAAUAAGAUUUAGUUAUUCAGUUCAGCCUCUCUCCUCCAACUCCAUCAGCAUCUUUAAGUCGUUUGAUCUCCAAGGUAAAUGCUGUACAUUAAACUUAAUAAAGUAAGUUUAUUGCACUACAUCCUAUUCAGUAUUGUGUUUUUAUACAAUAUUCAUUAUUUUUAAAUACAUUUUUCUUAUUUAAAAACAUUUAACAAAAUAAUUGCAGUUUUUUUUGGGUGUCCGGAACGAAUUAAUGGCAUUUCAAUUCAUUGUAAUGGUGAAAAUUAAUUUGACAUACGAGUAAUUUGAGUUAAGAGCUCUGUCACGGAAUGAAUUAAACUCGUAAGUCAAGGCACCACUGUAAUUUCCUUUCAAUGUGCACAAAGUCGUGCACCAGGACACCAGUACUGUUAUAGUUGUCCUAUUUUACUAUAUUACUAGAGGCCGGUGCAUGAGAUUCAUGCACUUGUAGGGGGCAUGGCCUGCAGGGAUCGGCCCGCUGUGGGAGGGCUGCUCAUCCCAGUCAGCCAAGUGGCUCUGGACUCGCCCUCUGGGCUGCGGACCCACCCUCUGAGCAGCUGCUCAUCCUGAUCAGCCGAGCGGCGCUCCCACCAUGGGAGUGCACUGACCACCAGGUGGAAGCUCUUGCAUUGAGCGUCUGCCCCCAGGUGGUCAGUCAUAGCAACUGGUCGACUGGUCGUUCUGCCGUUUGGUUGCUGGGCU